This is a messenger RNA of Emericellopsis atlantica, 1503 nucleotides long. RefSeq lists its product as uncharacterized. Lineage: Eukaryota; Fungi; Ascomycota; Sordariomycetes; Hypocreales; Bionectriaceae. The record is from RefSeq and is a predicted model, not a curated record. The transcript has a single exon. The coding region runs from base 1 to 1503 and encodes 500 amino acids. Gene Ontology annotation, molecular function: mRNA binding.
AUGGCCACCUCGGGCCUGCCCCCCACGUCCCUGCGGACAGCAGCUCCUGGCAACUCCUUCAACAUGUCCUCGCUUCACCAGAAGCCCGCGAUGCGACCGAUUGGCACGCCCUUCUUCAGCCCACCGACGGCCGUCACUGUCCGCAUGCGACGCCUGCCCCUGGGCACCACCGACGAAAACUUGCGACUCAUGGUCCUCUGGGCCAAGGACCUCAUCAGCGCGGAGGUCCUCUCCCCACCGCUCUCUGACGACGAGGGCUACCUAUCCGGCGAGCUUCGCUUCAAGUCCAUGGACAGCGCUGUCCAGGCACAGAAUAUGUUUGACGGAAAGACCAAUUCAGCCGGCGACGCCAACAUGAUCGUCACCGUAUUGGGAAGCAGUCCCUCGACUGUGCCUAGCGACCCUAGUCCAACCAACACGGGCGCUGCGCUCGCGACGGCUUCUGUGAGCACUAUGCCUGGUCCUGCGCACACGGCGUCGCAGUCGUCGUCGGGCUUCUCGAGCGCGUUCGGAUCACUCGACAGAAUGUCGACGCACCCUCACAGCAUCGACACGCCCAACGGCUACUCGCAAUUUCGGGGCGUUUUCAGUCCCACGUCCCCCAUCGGGACGAAGCCGCAGGAUGUUAAUGGUGUUUCUGGCAAGAACUUUAUCGAGAACAAUUCAAACGACGAUGAGACGAGCGAUUUGAUCAACAACCCCAUGGCCUUUGCCGAGCGAGGCGGUGGCCCUACUGGGCGUCGCAUGACGGCGCCCCAGUUUCCCGUAUCGCAAAUGGCCAACAUGUCCAUCAACACCAAUGUCGGCAACACAGCCCCUUCUGUCACAUCGCCGUACAACCAUCCCAUGUCUGCGCAUCCCUAUGGGCAUCACUACCCCAUGAACAACCACUCGCACCGACCAAACCUGCCGCCCGUCAACCCGGCCGAUCAGAACCCACCGUGCAACACUCUGUACGUUGGCAACCUGCCCCUCGAUACGCACGAAGAGGAGCUGAAGCAGCUCUUCUCCAAGUGCCGGGGCUACAAGAGGCUGUGCUUCCGAACCAAGACAAAUGGACCAAUGUGCUUUGUCGAGUUUGACGACACCACUUUCGCGACCAAAGUACUACACGAUUUGUACGGGCAUCUGCUCUCCAACAGCAACAAGGGUGGUAUUCGGCUGAGCUUCUCCAAGAACCCGCUUGGCGUGCGCGGCCCCAACCACCACGCAGCGGGACAUGCACACCACGGUGGCAUGAACAACAACAUGAACGGAUCAGCGCAUGCCUUCGCAUCGGCCAACGGACCCCCGCCAGGCUUGUCUGCACCUCCCGGACUGGGCCCAACCCGUAUGAACCACAACGCUGCCGCUGCGAACGGAGGAUACGGGCCCAACUACGGAUGGAACAGCCCCAUGCAAAAUGGCUACAGCAAUGGCCAUUCCCCAGGCACGCACACACCCAACGGGCAUUACAGAACGAAUGGUUCUGGACCACUGCCGCCACACAUGAUGGGGAUGUAG